AUGGAAAAGCCACUUUUAGUAUUUUGGCAAUGCGUCAUUGGCCCAAAACUGUAUCAGAUUUAUCCUAAUUCUCUUCCACGCGAUCAACAACUCACUCAUUUGUAUCGAAAGAAUAUUUCUGAAAUUGUCAGCGAUAGUAUUCUUCUAUGUCUCAAAGCAUCUUUCGGUAUUUUUCGAAUGAUUUGGCCAUUAUGUUUCUGGUAUUAUUAUCAAACCGAUUCGUUUACCUAUGAAAAUGGAAUAUCAUUUGUUGAAAAUGCGAUUUGCAUUUCAAUCAUAGGAAUCUAUUUCAUGUUAAUACGAUUUAGUCGUUACAUAAAUCCAACCUAUCAAAGUUUUGCAAAAGAACUUUUGAAUCUAAAGACUAAUCCGACAAAAGAAGUUCGACAAACAUUUCUAUCGAACUUUGAUUUUUCCAUAUCACAUUGGAAACCAGAUUAUGUUAUGAAUACAUCGAUUGCGCAUGAGAUGCCCACAGUGUCUUCUUUAAACAUAGAAACAACCUAUGCUGAACGGAUUCUACAUUAUCCGAUUCUCUUACUCGGUUAUAUUGGUAUCAAUAUGAUUGGCCGUCGUUUACUGUUUCCUGGAAGUUUACAGAUCAUUCGUUUCAUUAGGCAUCAGUAUUUACUCAAUGGGCGAAUGAAUUUAAUCGUAUCUUAUCGCGCAAAGCGUUGCCUAUUACGAACACCUGAUGGAAAUACCAUCGAUACAGUUUUCAUUGAUCGACGUCCGUCUGAACUCGGUCAAACAUUGGUAAUUACAUGUGAAGGUAAUGCAGGAUUUUAUGAAAUAGGUUGCAUGAUGACAGCAAUUAGAAAUGGCUAUUCAGUAUUCGGAUGGAAUAGACCAGGAUUUGGUGAAAGUUCGGGUUAUCCAAGUGUUCUUUCCGAAAUCAAUGCUAUUGAUACAAUCCUAAAUUAUAUUACUGAACAACUUCAUUUUCCUAUCGAUCAAAUUGUUCUAUAUGCUUGGUCAAUGGGGGGCUAUGCCGCCUGCUGGGCAGCUGUACAUUAUCAAAGUAUUCAUGGGCUUAUCCUCGAUGCGAUAUUUGAUGAUAUUCUACCAUUAGCACAACGUCAGAUGCCAUCAUUUACAUCCAAAUUGGUCGAAAAAGCUAUUCGUUAUCAUUUUAAUCUAGAUAAUGUACAUCUGCUGAAAUCUUACAAUGGACCAUUUAUUCUUAUCCGUCGUACGUACGAUGAAGUAAUGAAUCUUACUCCAAACCGAUUCGAAACUAAUCGGGUAAAUACUCUUCUUCUUCAUAUUUUACCGUAUCGGUAUCCUCAUAUAUACAAGUUUAACGAUGAAUCAAUGCUCCUCUUACGAGAAUAUCUUUCAGCGAACGAAGAACAACGUGCAACCUUGUUCAAUACCUAUUGUUCAGAUAAUUUACAAAUCGAAAUCGAUAACUAUCGUUCAGAACACUCCAUUGUCUUCUAUCCUUGUUCAUUCGGUUUGUACUGUAAUUCAUUACGUUAUUAUUAA
Messenger RNA from Adineta ricciae, 1488 nucleotides. Lineage: Eukaryota; Metazoa; Rotifera; Eurotatoria; Adinetida; Adinetidae. The record is from the annotation of a GenBank genome assembly.